Molecule: messenger RNA, 1717 nt
Organism: Mycotypha africana
Lineage: Eukaryota; Fungi; Mucoromycota; Mucoromycetes; Mucorales; Mycotyphaceae
Exons: 1
Coding region: 226-1653 (475 amino acids)
Source: RefSeq, a predicted model, not a curated record
UAAAAAAAAAAAAAAAAAAGGGCCGUUCCCAGUUGAGCACUGACCUUCAAUGUUCUUGUGAUCGAAGGGCGAGACGAUACUAAAAACGGAUAUUUUGUUAGAAGCCAAAUAGGAUAAAGGUGAUCUUCUCUUUCCAGCCUUUUCACCUUCUUUCUUUCUUACUUCCUCCCUUCUUUUCUUUUUUCAUACACGCAUCAUUUGACUCAUUACCAUACAGUAAACAGUAUGAAAAAUCAGCUGGAUAUCAUUGACAUCCAAGAUAGAUUAGGCUAUGUUGAUACAGGGUCAAUAGAUGAGCAUGAAGCAACACCACCACUACGCACCAUGGUGGCUUCAUCUUCUACUGCCGAUUUAAUAAUAAAAGAACCGAAACCACAAGUGCCUUAUACAGCUUACACAAACCAUAUGAGACGAGCGAACAGCAAUGGUAACGAUUUGAAUAAUCAGAAAGGGAGUCAAAGUGAACAACGUAAAGGAAAAGAACCAUUGCUGAAUAACAAUCGUCAGCCACAAACCAGGUCGUCGCGGUUUAUAGCCGUAAAUAGUAAUGGUAAUAACAACGAGGACCCAUUAGGCAAGCCAAAAGGAACAUCCACAUCGCUGCCUGCUACAGCCGCAGCAAGCCCGCAAAACGAGCCAUAUGAAGUGAAGGAUGUCAUGGUGUCAAAGCUAAACGAAAUAGCCGAAAUGUUAAAGCUAUUGACAGUACAACAACAUCAACAACUAUCAGCACCACCGCCACCACCACCACCACCACCACAAGGGUAUUCCUCUUCAUCACCCGUAGCAUCAUCCAUCAUGUCGUCUCAACAACCGGGCAAACCGACCUUAUCGAAAUCCAAUGUUUUACGCAGAAAGCCUAGUAAAGGAAAACUGAACGCAGUCUACCAUAGCAACGGACCACAUUAUCCUUCUCCCAAUAGAAAAGUGCUUAGUACAGUCUACGGGAAUCUUGGUUUGGAACCUUCAACUCCAUUACCUGCGUCCACUCCAUCUUAUCCUUCUUCCCAGCAGCACAACCCAUAUGCGUUGGCAACCAUCGCCCCUCCAACCAUUUCCACCCAUCAUUAUUACAAGGGUAGAAAAUCAGCAGUUCCGUACUAUAGAUACAAUGGCGAAGGUAUUGCUGCAGAUCAAGAAGAGGAGGAUCAUUAUCAACAACAGCAUUAUGACCAUUCAUCCUAUUAUCAUCAGCAUCACUAUUAUCAACCCUAUCUUCAUUAUUACUAUCAGCAACCUCCCCCUGCUGCACCAACACCCGUUUCACAUUAUCAUUAUGACUAUACGGAACAGAAUGAGCCUUCUGUGUUUGAUUAUUAUGCACCCCCUUCUUCUGAACGGCCACCCUUUCGUCAGCGUAGAAAAUCUUUAAGUAGCCUACAUGAAACACAAGUCAAUCCUACGGCUUUACAAAGAAAGAGUUCUCAGAAGAGUUCAUUGAGACAAAAGAGACCGACUUCAGCCAUGUUAUAUGAUCUUCCAGCAGCAUCGAAGCAGCAGCAGUCAUUGGCCUAUCUUUAUCCACCGCAAUACAUGCAGCAGCAGCACUAUCAAGCGCCUGUUCCUGUCUCUUCUGGUUUACAUCACGUCCAUUCGAACCAACCAUAUCAAUACUCACCAACGAGGCAUCACCCAUAUGGAUAUUACAUAUAAUUUAAUCUUUCUUAUUUAUUGUUACAGCUUAUAAUACACAAAAAAAAAGAAAAAAAAGAGAAAA